AUGCUGUGGCAGCCUCUCCAGCGUCGACUCCUUCUUGCCCAAGCGCAUCGCGAGGCUGUCCGGCCUGAUCGAUAUGCCCGAUGUCGGCCGAGCCUAUCGUUCGUCAGCCAGACACGCGUGCUCUCUAGUUCCUCCACCAGAUUCCCAACCUUCUCACAAUUUAACCGGUCAGAUUUCACAACUCAGCCAUUCACUGGUAGCUAUGAGACUGGAUUGCCGACCACUGGGCCCCUAGGCUCCACACCAGCGUUUGGUGCCCCGAGGAUUACUCCCAAGGUGUUGAAGCAGUAUUUGGAUCAAUAUGUCGUGGGACAGGAUCGUGCGAAGAAGGUACUGAGUGUGGCGGUCUAUAAUCACUACCAGCGAGUACAGGAGAUCCAGCGUCGAGAGGAGGAAGCGGAAGAAUUGCUGGCUAAACGGCAGCGGAGGGAGGCACUGGGGAGUCAUCCCUUGGAAGAUGAAUUUCCCGGCCAGCAACGAACCGUUGGUGUUCCUACUACCUCCAAACCACGCCAGAACAGCCUGCUGGAUCAUGGCGAACUGGUCGACACAUCCCCAUUACAACUUGACAAGUCAAACAUCCUACUUCUAGGGCCAUCCGGUGUCGGCAAGACGUUGAUGGCAAAAACACUUGCCCGUGUUCUUUCCGUGCCAUUUAGCAUCUCGGACUGCACACCGUUUACGCAGGCUGGAUAUAUUGGCGAAGAUGCCGAAACAUGCGUCCAUCGGCUUCUAGCCGCUGCGAACUAUGACGUCGAGCAGGCGGAGCGAGGUAUCAUCGUGCUUGACGAAGUGGACAAGAUCGCGGCGGCCAAAGUGAGCCACGGCAAGGAUGUGGGUGGCGAGGGAGUUCAGCAGGCUCUCCUCAAGAUUAUCGAGGGCACCACUGUGCAAGUGCAGGCCAAACCAGAAAAGAACCCUCGUUCAACCAGCCCUCCAAACUCCUACCCAUCGAAUAGCCCGCUGGGUACCACUCCUUUUCAGCCGCACAAUAAUACUCCGGCAGCGAAGGGGGAGGUCUACAAUGUGCGCACGGAUAACAUCCUGUUCGUGUUCUCGGGCGCAUUCGUGGGGUUACACAAAGUUGUCAUGGACCGAAUCUCGCGUGGCUCGAUGGGAUUCGGCCAACCAGUUCGAGGAUCAUCAAUUUUAGGUGGUCUCCCUGGACCAUCUGAUGCAUCACCCGAUCAGCCCCAGCCAAUCUUACCAGGAUCCGAAGAGGAAGCAUUAUACAAGAAACACCUGCCCUUCUUCACCUCAGCAUCUCCAACCACACAAAACAGCGAACCCACAUAUUUCAAUGCCCUCGACCUUCUGACCCCCACAGACCUGCAAAGCUACGGAUUCAUCCCCGAACUGAUUGGCAGGAUUCCCGUCACCGCCGCUCUGUCAACACUAACACAGCCCUUACUUCUACGCAUCCUCAACGAACCCCGCAAUUCCCUCCUAGCUCAAUACACAACCCUCUUCUCCCUCUCAGGCAUCGAGCUACGCUUUACAACGCCGGCGUUACACAAGAUCGCAGCCAAUGCUUUCAAAAUGGGCACGGGAGCACGCGCCUUACGCACAGAAAUGGAAACAAUCCUCAGCGACGCCAUGUUCGAGGCCCCCGGUUCCAGCGUAAAGUUCGUGCUGGUAACUGAGGCUGUGGCCAACCGCCAAGAGCAGCCGAUAUAUCUUGCCCGUGGCCAGGGAGGUAAAUUCCACGCCAUGAUAUCUGCGGAGGAAAGCGAGUGGGAGGAGAAAAUGCGGCCUGAUAAGAAGACGGAGAAGAAAGCCAAGCCCCAGGCUGAUGUUGACAAUGCGCAACAUGCAUCGAACUUUCAGGAAUAUCGCAAGCGAGCAAUUGGUUAG
Molecule: messenger RNA, 1854 nt
Organism: Penicillium subrubescens
Lineage: Eukaryota; Fungi; Ascomycota; Eurotiomycetes; Eurotiales; Aspergillaceae
Product: putative ATP-dependent Clp protease
Exons: 2
Coding region: 1-1854 (617 amino acids)
Biological process (GO): proteolysis; protein catabolic process
Cellular component (GO): mitochondrial matrix
Molecular function (GO): ATP binding; ATP hydrolysis activity
Source: RefSeq, a predicted model, not a curated record